Molecule: messenger RNA, 4626 nt
Organism: Amoebophrya sp. A25
Lineage: Eukaryota; Dinophyceae; Syndiniales; Amoebophryaceae
Source: the annotation of a GenBank genome assembly
GAAGAUUUGUCCAUUAUUUCUAUUCGCUUUCAAAUGCAUACAAGGCAGGACAGUAGGCGACCGUCACCAUAAAAGCAAAAAUGCGAUUUUUUUCACAUCUUCAUAAUACACUCUUCGGGCCUUGAUUUUCUUUCUUCGUAAGAGUAGAGGGUAAGUCGAUUCUGAUUUGUCUUACCUAAGCUUACACGUUCUUGAUAGCACCACAAAAACAUUCUUAAAGAAAACUACAUCUUCCAAGGACAACGAAAACGAAUCAUCAUCAAGAUGUUGUCUCAACCACGUUCUAGCAUCUCUUCGUGGUCAGCAAGCGGAUCGACGUCUGCUGAUUCCUCUUCUAGUACUACUGAAGAGAUGAACUGCGUUUGCGACAUCCAGAGUAUCUCGAGUGGCGCCUCAACGGCAGACACUUGUUCUGAUCCAUGCCAAUCAUGUGACCAGCACCAGGAGCGAGUGUCUUCGAGAACAAUGGCUAGAACUUUCACUACUUCUAGUUCGGAGUCGGCGUCGUUGUCGACUUUGUGGCAUGAAAAACACGUACCCACCUCCUUCCUAGAUGAAGAGGUUGGGCGCAGACCGGAUGCUGCUGUUGAGGCAAUUUGGUCGGAUGCUCCAGGAGCCUUACUUGCUUCAUGUAUGACAGAAGUACAACAUGAAGCUCCAAGUGCAACUUCGACUCGACCGAAGCCGAACGACAGCAACAUCUUGGAAGACAAAGAGAGCAUCUUAGAGCUCCUCGUCAUUGGCGCCGGACCACACGCCUUAUCACUGUUGACACGCUUGAUUGAUGACGACCCUGAUCUGCUUACCGAGAUGGAAAGAAGCUACAUUUAAGGCUCAACUUUCAAUGGUCAUUGGAGUUGGUCACUGAGAUCGAAGAGGCGACCCCUUGAGAGAACCAACAGGGGAAAUAUACGAAGGGAACAAAGGGGAAAGCUUUGAACAAGGGGGUCCCUUCCGUUCAGAGUCAGUGACCAUUGAAGGCUGAUGGCUGAGCUUUAAUACAUGAUGCGUAGGGCUAGACGGUAUCGCCCUAGAACAGAAGUGAGAGCGCAUUUGAAGAAACGGUUUUCGCUUCGAAGCGAAAGCGAGAAAGAGACAGGUAGAGAAACUUCAACCGGAACGGCCAGUACGACCAGGGAGCUCACCUCCGACAACGUCACGGUGAUCGACAGUCACGGACGCUGGAUGGCCCAGUGGGACUCAGACUUUGAGGCGUUUGGCAUAGACUACCUGCGAUCGCAUGAACAUCUCCACCCGGAUCCGUUCGAUUUCCAAGCCUUGAGCGUUUUCGCGGAAAUGCAGAAGCGGACAAGUGAGUUGAAACAAAUGAAAGCAGUCGAUCGUGAUCAAUGUCGGAAAGCAGGCUAUUUUGGACCUUUUGUAACUCCGAGUAUGAGACUGUUCGCAGAUUACUGCCAAAAUUUGGUUGAACGAUACGAUUUGAAUAGUGUGGUGCAGAAGGGAACGGUGGAGGAUGUGAGGAUAAUACGAGAUUAUGGAAUGGCUGCUUCCCCCAGUGGUAGCGAGCAGCAAGAAGAACAACCGGCCUCUACCAGCCAAAGACCUCUAUUUGAAGUAAUCCUCGCCGACGGCAGACGAUUCCUGUCGCGACGUGUAGUAUGCGCGAUGGGCCCUGGGCCGGCUUUUCAGGGUAUGCGAGCGACUCUGCCUUGGUGGGCAGAGGAACUAGGUGAAGCAUUGGCGGAGGCGGCUUUUGAAGAAGAGGAAGAGAACGAAAAAAAGGAAGAUGCGUGCGAUGCGAAGCAAGAACUGGCUAGUUCUGAGGCUGCGCCAACAGAUGAGCAUGAGCAACCAGUUGAGGUUAUCGAGAAGCCUGUGGGCGUCGUAGAUGAAGUCGAUGCGCCAGAGCCAGUGAAGGCCGAUAGUGUCUCGACUUGUUCCUCUCGGUGUUGCGAUGGAGCUGCCUCGAAAAACCGAAAAACGGUUGCGACGGUACCCGCUCCCAUAGCUCCUGUACCCGCCUUGAAAAUGGAGCCUCCUGGGAGCGUAAAGGAACUCAAGGUACCGACCGAAGAACGCCUACAGCAUUCGUGCACAUUGAGUAACUGGCUCCGAGACCAGAUAGCAAAGGCUGACAAAAGCAGCAGUGGCAGCGUCGUUCAAAAUCAGCGAGUCCUCGUCGUUGGUGGUGGCCAAACCAGUGCUCACCUAGCACAGGUUGCUUUAGCUAGAGGUGCGAGUUCCGUCACGCUCUGUUCACGGAGGAAAAUCACUCGUAAGCCAUACGAUGUGGAUGUCGGCUUUGUAGGCGACAGAAGACCAAAUUUUCUCCAAGCCUUCUGGCAACUAGAUGACUUUCGGAAACGUAAGGCAUUUAACGCGAAUCUCCGUAGUGGAGGUAGCAUGAACGCCGACAGUUACGCAGAACUUACGGCUACGGCUGAGAGACUAGCAAAAGAGAACGCUGAAGCUGAGAAGCAGGAACUACAGAACCAAACGAAAGCUUCGCGUUCGCCAUCUUCAUCAUCGACUACAACGACCAAGCCUCGUCGUGGAGGUCGAGGGACAGCGAAGAGUAGAAGGAAAGCAGCACGCGCAGAUGAUUUUAGUGACAUCUUUCCGACUGGUGCUUCUGCGUCAGUGUCUCCAGAGAAAGAACUAGUUCCUACUGAACCUGCAUCAUCAACACCUACUGAGCCUGGUUGUGUUGCAGUUGGCUGUUCAGAAGCGUGCUCAUCUACGUCACCUGUAGCAACGCAAACCUGUGACGACAUGCCCGCGGCCAGCCAAGAAGACGACGCAACCAUUGUCGACAUCGCAGGACAAGUGGGAGAAUACCAAGAAGGCUCAGAAAAGAUACCGUCACGACAAGAGUUUGAUGACGUGGCAAAAGGGCCAGCACCCCAGCAAGAACCCCAACUAGUAGAAGUUCUACCUGCUGCUGCUCUGGCUCCUCAGCCGAAGCAACAACAGCAUUUCGAACUCAUGGAAGAGAACGAGAUCACCCAGGCCCAUUACAUCCCUUCUACAAAGGAAAUUGAAAUCAGGUUUGAAGAUGGUAAGAUCACAAGAUUCGACUUCGUAUGGUUAGCAACCGGAGGAAACUUCGAUAUGGAUCUCGUACCAUUGUUCGCUUCCCUGCAGCGUCAAGAGGAGAUUCCUAGUAUAGAUGGCUUGCCACAGCUACAGGCAGACUGCAGUUGGUCAGCAAAUGUGCCGUUGUACGUGAUGGGAGCAUUUGCGCAAUUGCAAUUAGGAGCGGAUGCGUUGAAUUUAGCGGGUGCACGGUCAGGAGGAGUGGUGGUUGCAAGAGCUUUGUUGGGCGAUUUCGGAGCACCAGCUGGCACUGGCUUGACAGGCAAAGAUGCUCCUGCCGUUAUCGAAAAAGGACAAGAAGUUCUCGGCUGCUUGGAGGAAUCAGAAUCUUCACCAAUGCGCACUGGCCUUCGUCAACAUGAUCAAACUACAACAACUCGUCCCACUUCAACUCGUCCUACCGCGUCCUCUUCGUCUUCUUCUCUUUUCCAAUCUAAAGCAGCAAAGAAGAACAAGAGGAGAAACAACAAGAUCUUGGCGAAAGGAACGAGCAAAUUAUUGGUUGUCUCUGGGGGAGGCGCAGUGAAUGAGACAGGCGUGUGGCAAGAGAAUAAGUGUGAAUGUUGUGACGAAUAAUUCGUGCCUUUGUGAUGAGUAAGUUGUCGUGCAUUCUAAGUUUUGACAUUUUUGCUGGGACUGCGUAUAUGAGUGUGAUUCUAGAAACACGGUUACAGCUUGAACACUGAGCAGUGAACUCUAUUCUUAAGUUUGAAUUCUUAGGGAGUGCGCCGAAUAGAUUCACAUCAUCAAGUUUGAAUUCUUUGCUCAUCAUUAUCUAGUCGUACUUGUACUAGUCUUUGUUUCGUUUCUAAUUGUGAGUGGUUUUUCAUCAUGAACGUUGCGGAUCCCGUCGUUUUAUAAGAUUGAGUGGUUUUGCUUUUGUUUAUAACCAGAUCUUUUGGUAAGCUAGUAUUUGAGGGUGGUCUGUUAGUUGAGCGACUGACGUGGAAGGUCGCCGCGAUGACAAUAUUGUAAUUACUGUAUUCAUAACAUGAGAGAAUACGAUAACUACAUGGCUCUUGGUCUUGCAGAGCAUUGGAUUACGCCCUUAUUGUAAAGAAAGGAGCAGGCGCAAGGUCUCUAAAACUACAUCAGGUCAUCGAAUUUGCGGCAAGAAUUAUGAGUUGUACUACAUAUUAAUUGAAUUUUUUCGUCAAAGUGAAAGUGAUUAUUGAGCGGUUCGUUGUGUGUAAUUGUACAAAAAUGAGUUCUAAUCAUGGUAUUAUCUUUUUUGAGUUGUUGAAGUUGAUAUUUCUGGGUAUGUGUUGUGAUUAUUGAGCGGUUGGUUGUGUGUAGUUGUACAAAAAUGAGUUCUAAUCAUGGUAUUACCUUUUUUGAGUUGUUGAAGUUGAUAUUUCUAGGUAUGUGUUGUGAUGAAUAGGGAAGGUCAAGCUGGACGUGAAGAUGGAUAACAGCAACAUGCCAUCAAAGGUCUAAUCAAUCGCGCAAAGCUAUAGUUGUUGGUUCCGUACUUAUCAGGGAGCAGCAACCAAUACAGACAAAACUUUGGACCUUUUUCUUUGUGACUUUUUUUUUCUUUCGGAUCUUCAAGUUCAACAUUCUUCCCAA